AUGUUUCUCACUUUCGCAAUUAUCGGCUUUUUAAUAAAAGAAUCCUUACUACUAAAAAUUGUUAGAGUGGCAGUACCGUCGUAUAAAGUAAGAGGUCAGCCCGCUCAGUUAGAUUGUGACUACGAAUUAGGGGAUGAUAUACUAUAUUCAGUGAAAUGGUACAGAGAUAACGAAGAGUUUUAUCGCUACAUGCCCAAGUAUGAUCCACCUAAACACGCAUAUAAGUUAGACGGAAUCAAAGUUGAUCUGUCAAAAUCUGAUGAUCGCCGAGUGUUAUUACAUCCUGUCACAUUGAAAUCAACUGGGCAAUAUAGAUGCGAGGUGUCCGCAGAAGCGCCUAGUUUCGCAUCUGCAGCUGGUGAAGGCCGAAUGGAAGUUAUAUAUUUGCCACGAGAAGGACCACGAAUAACUGGCAACCAACAAGAGAAUAGAAGAGGUGACUCCAUGUUUUUGAAUUGCACAUCGGGCCGCUCCUACCCGGCGGCAAUUCUCAGUUGGGAUAUUGACGGUGAAAAGGUGACUGAUGCAACACUUCUUGUCGAAUAUCCUCCUAUACAACAUCAGCAUGGCCUGGUGUCUACAGCAUUAGGGCUGCGCGUACCUACAGGAAGGACAAUGCAAGUGAGAUGUACUGCUAGAGUAGCGCCUUCGUGGAGAGAAGGCAGCGAAGCAGUAAUUGGUAACAGUCAACUUGCUGAUAGCAAGGAAGCUAUGCUACUUGUGAAAAGUUCAAGCGGAGGGUCUUCAUUAAAUGUAAUGCUGUUAACACUUUCCUUUAUCCUACUUCUCAGUUCCUUAAUGCAAUUAGAAACG
This is a messenger RNA of Iphiclides podalirius (scarce swallowtail), 813 nucleotides long. NCBI's taxonomy places the organism in Eukaryota, Metazoa, Arthropoda, Insecta, Lepidoptera, Papilionidae. The record is from the annotation of a GenBank genome assembly.